This is a messenger RNA of Penicillium pulvis, 2208 nucleotides long. Its product is annotated as kinetochore-associated Ndc80 complex subunit NDC80. Bases 1 to 2208 code for a protein of 735 amino acids. The record is from RefSeq and is a predicted model, not a curated record. The transcript has 2 exons. Gene Ontology annotation, biological process: attachment of mitotic spindle microtubules to kinetochore. Lineage: Eukaryota; Fungi; Ascomycota; Eurotiomycetes; Eurotiales; Aspergillaceae. Gene Ontology annotation, cellular component: Ndc80 complex.
AUGUCGCAAGAUACUCAUCUGUUUAGCGUCAGGCGCCCGGGGCCCCGAGAGACGCUCGGGAGUGUACAAAACUAUUCCUCUAUUCCACAGCCCGCUUCCGCGCUUAAACGAACAAGUUCCAUUGGGUUUAACAACCCUCCAUUCACGUCGCAAAAUGCUCGCCGCACGUCGCUAUUGAACUCAGCAAGCAGGCCUCAGCAGCCCAACUUCGCACGCGCUUCCACCGGAGGCCCGUUUGCUGCUGAGGCUGGUCUCUCAUCCGUACGCCGGUCCGUGUCGAGUAACAUGUUUCAUGGCGCCAGUGCAAGUCGGCAAAGCUUUGCGCCGGGCUCCCUUUCAUCGAAUCCUGCACCCCCGAACCUACAACGUCGCAGCAGCGUCUUUUCAAGGCCAUCAAUGGGUGGUCCAAUGGGCCACCAGUCUUUUUUCAACCAAGUCCCCAGUGUGGCGGGUGUCCCCAGGGAUCCGCGCCCACUUCGGGAUCGAUCUUUCCAAGCGCGCAUCGGACAGGAGCUACUGGAAUAUUUGACCGCCAAUCAAUUUGAGUUGGAGAUGAAGCAUAGUUUGGGACAAAAUACCCUCCGUUCGCCGACUCAGAAGGACUUCAAUUACAUUUUCCAGUGGCUGUAUCAUCGUAUUGAUCCCGGGUACAAGUUCCAAAAAGCAAUGGAUGCCGAAGUGCCCCCAAUUCUCAAGCAACUACGCUAUCCGUACGAGAAGGGAAUUACGAAGUCGCAGAUCGCAGCUGUUGGUGGCCAGAACUGGUCAACAUUCCUUGGAAUGCUACACUGGUUAAUGCAACUGGCGCAGAUGAUGGAGGGCUAUGUACAUGGGCAGUAUGAUGAGGCUUGCGCGGAGGCAGGUGUUGAUUUGACAGGUGAUCGCAUCAUAUUUCGCUUUCUUACUCAAGCCUACCAUGACUGGCUUCAGGGUGGCGAAGAUGAAGAUGACGAUAUGGCUGAGCAGAGGUUAAUCCCGCACAUUGAGAACAUGUCCGCGGAAUUUGCCCGUGGCAACGAGCGGUAUGUGCAGGAGCUAGAAGCUUUGGAAGCGGAGAAUCAAGCUCUUCGUGCACAAAUCGAGGAGAUGGAGCGAAAUGCUCCCGACAUGGCUAAACUGGACAAGCAUUUCCGGAUUCUGGAGGACGACAAGCGAAAGUUCGAAGACUACAACCAGAACGUCAAAGGAAAGAUUGAAAAAUACGAGACUCGAAUCAAAUUCCUGGACGCUGAACUUCAGAAAAUUGACGCUGAACUUCUGACGACUGAGACUGAGCGAGCCGAUCUUCAAGCCAGCGUGGAUCAACAGGGCAUCACGAUCCAGGACAUUGACCGCAUGAACACUGAACGAGAACGUCUCCAGAAGAGCCUUGAAGACACAAUGGCUCGUUUAGAAGAGACACACGCCCGAGUCAUGGAGAAGGAGGCAGAGGCUAGCCAGAAGCUCGAGGACUUGGAGGGAAUCGUCAAGGCCUACAAUACCCUCGGCUAUCAGACUAGCCUGAUUCCUGAUUCCGCGGAGAAUGCCAAGGGUGAAGACUUUGAGCUCCAACUACACGUUAACGAGAACAAUUUCUCCGCCAGUCAGGUUGGAGGGCCACCCAAUCGCAUUUCAUCCGAGGGUGAUCGCCUCUUGGCCGAGCCUUUCACCGGAUAUCACCCAGCGCACUUACUGAAUCUCGAUCUCAGGGGCUUUGUGCGUAAUAGUCUACAGUCGCUGCGCAAAGAGAUCAAUGAACGGCGAAAGAAAGGGAUCGACGAUGACUUGGACCGUCGUAAUCUACUUGACAAUAUUAAGGAGGCAAUGGAUGAGAAACGGAGCGAAGUCGAGGCCUUGGAGCACCGGCGGCGGGCGGCAGAAGAGGAGUUCGAACGCACCAAGGAAAUCACCACCACUCAGAAGCUGGCGUCUGACGCCCAGAUUGAGAAGAUGGAGAAGGAGCUUGCCAAGAUGCGCGCCACUCUCAGCGACAGUGUCCAAUUAAUGGAGCAGCGGGAGAUGAACACCAACAUUGAGUAUGAGCAGUUGACUCUACGGGCGAAUGCCCUCCGGGAAGAAUUGCACACCAAUGUAGAGACCAUGCUCAACGAUGUCAUCCGGUUUAAGGUGCACGUCCAAAAGGGCCUGGAAGACUACGAGAGCUUUGUAGUGGAUGAGGUGGAGCAGGAGCUAGGAGGUGACAUGCCACUAGCAGAGGAGGAACUAUGA